UACUUAAGAGAAUCAUGGUUCAGCAAAAGCCUUUCAUAUCUUCAGUCUACUAGUGAAAGUUCUCUAGCAAAAGUCAUGGGAGAGGUAGACCCAGCUUUCAUCCAAGACCCACAACACAGGCCAAAGUUCUCUACCAUACAACCUGAAGACAUUCCUGUGAUAGAUCUCUCUCCAAUAACCAACCACACACUUUCAGAUUCAUCUUCCAUUGAAAACUUAGUGAAGGAGAUAGGGAGUGCAUGCAAGGAGUGGGGUUUCUUCCAAGUAACAAACCAUGGGGUGCCCCUCACUCUAAGACAAAACAUUGAGAUAGCCUCAAGGUUGUUCUUUGCUCAGAGUUUGGAAGAGAAGAGAAAGGUUAGUAAAAGUGAGAACAAUACCCUUGGUUAUCAUGACACAGAGCACACCAAGAACAUAAGGGACUGGAAAGAAGUGUUUGAUUUUCUAGCCAGAGACCCCACUUUCAUUCCCCUCACUUCUGAUGAACAUGAUGAUAGACUCACUCAGUUGACUAAUCAAUCUCCUGAAUACCCUCCAAAUUUCAGGGUUAUAAUACAAGAGUAUAUUCAAGAGAUGGAAAAGCUGUGCUUUAAGCUGUUGGAGCUUAUAGCUUUGAGCUUAGGCAUUGAAGCGAAUAGGUUUGAAGAAUUUUUCAUCAAAAACCAAACUAGCUCUAUUCGACUCAACCACUAUCCUCCUUGCCCUUACCCUGGCCUUGCUCUUGGAGUUGGUCGACACAAGGACCCUGGUGCCUUGACCAUUCUUGCACAGGAUGAGGUUGGAGGACUUGAAGUGAAACGUAAAGCUGAUCAAGAGUGGAUAGGAGUGAAACCCACCCUAGAUGCUUAUAUUAUCAACGUUGGUGAUAUUAUUCAGGUUUGGAGCAAUGAUGCAUAUGAAAGUGUGGAACACAGAGUGGUGGUCAACUCUGAGAAAGAAAGGUUUUCCAUUCCAUUCUUCUUCUAUCCUGCGCAUGAAACUGAGGUCAAGCCUUUGGAGGAGCUAAUAAAUGAGCAAAAUCCUUCAAAAUAUAGGCCAUACAAAUGGGGCAAGUUUAUUACCCAUAGAAAGAAUACCAAUUUCAAGAAUCAAAAUGUGGAGAACAUUCAAAUUUAUCAUUAUAAGCUUGCUUAAAAGAUAGUAUAGUGGCAGUAAAAUUUUGCUUAUGUAUAUUGGGUAUAAUGUGUUGAUGCAGAUUGAUCCAAGACACUGCUUCUGAUAUGCACAGCAAUUGUAUUUGCUGCUAAAUUUACUUGGAAUUGCAUUAGUUUUUAAAUUUCCUAUUUUAACAUUUUUUGUUCCUUGUGUAUCUUUUUGUUAAUUAGAUUCUUGUGGAUUGUGAAGUGUAAACUGUUUCUUCAUUAUUAAGUAGCCUUCUUCAUCAUCAUUUGUUUAA
Molecule: messenger RNA, 1396 nt
Organism: Glycine soja
Lineage: Eukaryota; Viridiplantae; Streptophyta; Magnoliopsida; Fabales; Fabaceae
Product: probable 2-oxoglutarate-dependent dioxygenase ANS
Exons: 3
Coding region: 76-1134 (352 amino acids)
Molecular function (GO): dioxygenase activity
Source: RefSeq, a predicted model, not a curated record